This is a messenger RNA of Spodoptera exigua (beet armyworm), 1693 nucleotides long. NCBI's taxonomy places the organism in Eukaryota, Metazoa, Arthropoda, Insecta, Lepidoptera, Noctuidae. The record is from the annotation of a GenBank genome assembly.
GACUGUUGCUUUUGUUUCCAUCAACAUUUCACAUUUUUACAUAUUAUGUUUUCUAUAUUUUGUAGGUUUUUAUCAUUUUAAAAGUAAUCUAAAUUAGUAAGUAAUUUUAGAUUUUUAUGUAUAGUCUUAGUGUGAUAUUGCACUCGGUGUGAACUGCAGUUAAUGGUUGUUGUAUGGCAGGGUGGUGCUGAUGAAUCCUCAGAAGGAGAUCCUGGCCUCGCGGCUAUUCUUCAUAGUAACAAACAGAAACAUGUCGGAAAAUAGGGCGCUUAUUGUAGAAAAUUUGAACCCGAAAAUCAUAAAGCUGCAGUACGCCGUGCGAGGACCUCUGGUUAUCCGAGCCGGUGCUAUUAAAAAGGAGCUGGAAAAGGGAGCAAAAAAGCCUUUCAAGCGAGUCAUCCUUGCAAACGUGGGAGAUGCGCAAGCCAUGUAUCAGCGACCUCUCACUUUCAUUCGACAGGUGGUUUCCUGCAUAACUUAUCCCAAGCUACUAAAGUCUGACAUGUACCCGCCGGACGUGAAAAAGAGAGCACAAGAUAUACUAGACAAUUGCAGUGGCAACUCAGUGGGCGCGUAUACUAUGUCGUUAGGCAUAGAGAUGAUACGGCGCCACGUGGCGGAGUAUAUCGAGUGCCGUGACGGGCACAAGGCGAGAUGGCAGGACAUCAGCCUCACUGCGGGCGCUACCACGGGCAUCAAGACCUGCCUGGAACUAUUUUGCAACAAGGUCGACGGCAAGCCCUCCGGCAUUAUGUUGCCGGUCCCUCAGUACCCCCUAUACUCGGCCACGGUCGCGGAGUACGGCCUAGGUCACAUCCGUUACUACCUGGAUGAGGGCAACAACUGGGCGCUCGAAAUGUCUGAGCUGGAACGCGCCUAUGAGGAGGGCAGUAAGACACACUGUGUGCGCGCUAUAGUCGUCAUCAACCCCGGGAACCCCACCGGACAGGUUCUGAAACGUUCUAACAUCGAGGACAUAAUAAAGUUUGCGCAUAAAAAACGUUUGUUUAUAUUUGCGGACGAAGUGUACCAGGCCAAUGUGUACGACAAGGACAGCAAGUUCUUCUCCUUCAAGAAGGUGCUGUCGGAAUUGGGUCCGCCAUACAACACGGUGGAGCUGGUAUCGUUCAUGUCAAUCAGUAAAGGAUACACGGGAGAAUGCGGGCUGCGUGGGGGCUGGAUGGAGCUGUGCAACAUGGACCCCGGCGUGCAGGGACAUCUCUACAAGACCCUCUCCGCCAUGCUCUGCCCCGCCACUGUAGGGCAGGCCGCCGUCGACUGCGUCGCGAGAACCCCUAUUUCUGGUGAGCCGUCGUACGAACUAUGGCUCAAGGAGAAGAAUGCUGUUCUAAACUCGCUGAAAGACCGAGCCGAAAUGAUAGUCAAAGCCUUUAACAAAAUGGAGGGCUUCAAGUGUAACGUAGUACAGGGUGCAAUGUACGCUUUCCCGCGCAUCGAACUACCGGCCAAAGCGAUAGAGGCUGCUAAGGCGGAAAAGAAAGCACCCGACGUGUUCUAUGCGUUCAAACUCUUGGAGGAGACUGGUAUCUGCGUAAUCCCUGGCACCGGUUUCGGCCAGUGUCCCGGAUCGUACCACUUCCGCACCACCAUCCUGCCACAACCAAAAAUCCUCCAGGAGAUGCUGGACAUCUUUCAGAGUUUUCAUCAAAAGUUCACCAAGGAGUACCAAUAA